GCAACCAGAAACGAACAUUAACAGUACCAAAUUUACGAAAUUGAUAGUUCAUUUAUACUUUUAACGAUUAAGUUUCUAUUUAAACCGAAAAAACUAUUUAUUUUUACAUAGCUUUUGAAGAAGUACAAUAUAUUAUUGGAAAUCAUUCGAAAAAAUAUUCGUUUUUUGUAUAAUGGGGAAAUUAAACUCUGUUCGUAGCCAACUACUGGGUUGCUUUGUGUAAUUAAAUAAAAAGUCAACAGAAUAAAGAAAUCGAUACAAUGUUGAAAUUACUGUGUACAGUAGCAUUACUUUUCGUAGCGGUGAAAGCCAACGAUGAAAAGACUAUUCCGUAUGCGUUUUUCGGAUCUAGAACUACUUACAAGACAGUUUCAUCAUUGCAUAUUGAUGUACCAGCUGGUUAUACACCACGUCAAAUUUUUAUGUUAACGAGGCAUGGCACGAGAAGCCCAAAGAUUGGUCUAUCUCAGGAUUUGCUACCAAAACUGAUAAAAUAUCAAACUAAAAUUACCGAAAGCGCUAAAAUGUGUGAAAAAGAUAUUAAAGCCAUAAAAAAUUGGGUAACUACCAUCGACAGUACUAAAAACAGACAAUUAAUACAAAAAGGCCGCGAUGAAAUGAAAGAACUGGCAAUAAGAGUUCGAGAAGCUUUUCCAAAUCUAUUCGAACGGCAAUACGACUCUAAAAUUUAUGAAGUUUUAACCUUGCCGUAUCGACGGUGUAAACUUUCGGGUCAAUCAUUUAUACAAAACGUUUUUAAAGAUGAAACUAUCCCCGAAAUUCCUAAAUGUGACUAUACGGAUAUCCUUUUAGUGUUAGACGGUAUGAUGGAAGCCGAUACAAAAUUUGAAGAGAUCCGAAAAUAUUAUCAAAAUCAAACAAAAGAGUUCGAGACAGGCACUCAUAUGACUGGCGUCGUGCAAAGAGUUGCGGCUAAAUUAGGUAUAGAUUCUAAAGAACUUGACCCUGAGACCAUAACCACCAUGUACGAGGUGAGUGCCUACGAAUAUGCUAUUGACGAAAGUAGGAUUCCGCCUUGGUACAACGUAUUCUGUCAAGAAGACCUUGAAAUUUUAGAGUACGCUUGGGACCUUUAUUGGUACUAUGUUAUUGGUUAUGGAAAUCCUCAUAACGCAAAACUAGCUUGCCCAAUGGCCAUACGUCUCGAAGAAAGGCUUAGAAAAAAAACGAAUGAAGAAGGACCAGAUGCUGUAUUCUACUUUGCAUGCGAGAAAAACAUAAUGACUAUGCUUUUCAUAUUAGGCUUAGGUGACGGUGACGCUCCAUUUACGGCAUCCAACUACAAAGGUAUGAAGGACCUUAACUGGAGAACUUCGUUUUACGGUCCAUGGGCUGCAAAUUUUAUGGCCGUACUUUUCGAAAAAGCUGAUAACGAUUAUGAAGUAGCAUUUUAUUUCAACGAAAAUUUAACUCCUAUAACUUUAAAAGAUGGUACAAAGUGUACAUACUGUCCGUGGUUGAAUAUUCAAGAAAAGUUAACAGCUUUUAUAACUGACAAUGACUGUGUUAGUUUCAUAGCCGAGUACAAUAACAAAACAGCCUGACUGUUUUGUUGUGAUCAGAUUGAAUUCAAUAACUAUUUUAUAUACUUUUAAGUAUUUACAAUGGUCUAUUAUAAACAAAUUAGAUUAAUGAUAAAAAUAAGGACCAUAAACAUUGUCAAAUUCCCAGAUAAGCCAUAAAAAUGUAUAAAGCAGAUGGUUUAUAGUUACCGCUGCGCGUUCUUUAUUUUACCACUCAGCAU
Messenger RNA from Adelges cooleyi (spruce gall adelgid), 1765 nucleotides. Its product is annotated as multiple inositol polyphosphate phosphatase 1-like. The record is from RefSeq and is a predicted model, not a curated record. The transcript has 9 exons. Gene Ontology annotation, molecular function: acid phosphatase activity; inositol phosphate phosphatase activity. NCBI's taxonomy places the organism in Eukaryota, Metazoa, Arthropoda, Insecta, Hemiptera, Adelgidae. Bases 261 to 1565 code for a protein of 434 amino acids.